GCUUUUUGAAUUAAUAUUCUAGAUACCAUACCACCUCGCCUCAAGGACAUAGUAGCAUCACCUUAAGUUGUACUGUUCAAGACUCUGUUUCACUGAGCCAUCGUCGACAUACCUCAGUGCGCUUGCCAAUGGGAAAUCUCGAUUUUGCAUCUUCAUCUCCUAGAGUUUGGCUUGUGACAGGAUGCUCGUCCGGCAUUGGGCGUGAGCUCGUCACUGCCAUACUCUCCCGAGGAGAUAAGGUUAUUCCUACUGUACGAAGACUCUCUGACCUGGAAUACGUCAACGCCAUACCCGGGGCGACCGACAGGCUCUACCCUCUCGAACUGGAUGUAACUAUGCCUGAACUCGAGCUCUCUGCUAAGGUACGCAACGCCAUAGCACACAUGGGACGCAUUGAUGUUUUAGUUAACAAUGCCGGCUUUGUGAUGUCAGGCGUAUGGGAAGAGAUCAGCGAAAGCGAAAUGAGAAGACAGUUUGAAACAAACUUCUAUGGAGCCUUGAAAAUGACCCGCUGUGUGCUGGAACCUAUGCGUAUGCAACGGUCUGGGGCGAUCCUCUUCAUGGGUAGCAUUGCGGGCUGGUAUGGACAUGCGGCUGGUGGGCCAUACAGCGCAUCGAAAUUUGCUAUCGAAGGUGCUGCCGAAUGUUUGUCACGGGAGACGAUGCACUUGGGCAUACGAGUCCACGUGUUCGUGCUAGGAAUGUUCAGGACGAGUAUUCUAAGUCCUAACAAUAAGAACAAAACCUAUAACUCGACUACGAUUCAAGACUAUGUUACUGUGCAGGAGAAUAGCAGGCGCAGACACCAGGAAGGUGACGGUAAGCAACUAGGGAAUCCGAGACUAGCUGCACACAAGAUGAUGGAUGCCGUCGCAUUGAUGUUCGCCAGCUCUACGCCUCUCCCCCAUAGAAUACCGCUAGGCAGCGAUGCUUUGACUAUCAUUAAGAGGAAAUGCAUGGAUACGAUGGAAGGGCUGAAGGGUUGGGACGCAUUUGCAUCAAGUACAGAUAUUGUAGAGGACCCGUUGUUGAGCCCAAGCUAUUACAGAUUGCAAUGUAACGUAACCAGCUGUAAGCCAGAGCUCCCGAAGGGAAUUGCUCCUGCUACCCUUGGCCUGAGCAGAUUGUGAAGAGCAGAAAAGACGA
Verruconis gallopava is the source of this 1146-nucleotide messenger RNA. RefSeq lists its product as uncharacterized. The record is from RefSeq and is a predicted model, not a curated record. Bases 129 to 1130 code for a protein of 333 amino acids. NCBI's taxonomy places the organism in Eukaryota, Fungi, Ascomycota, Dothideomycetes, Venturiales, Sympoventuriaceae. The transcript has 3 exons.